Molecule: messenger RNA, 2388 nt
Organism: Linnemannia hyalina
Lineage: Eukaryota; Fungi; Mortierellomycota; Mortierellomycetes; Mortierellales; Mortierellaceae
Source: the annotation of a GenBank genome assembly
AUGUCCUCAUCAGCACAGCUACCACCAGACAGCACCCUCGCACCAACCAUCAAGAGACUAGACGAAGCAGUCGUCAACAGAAUCGCUGCCGGAGAGAUUAUCCACAGACCUGCCAAUGCUCUGAAAGAACUCAUUGAAAACUCGCUCGAUGCUGGAUCAACCUCUAUUCAAGUCUCUAUCAAGGACGGGGGGCUGAAGCUGCUCCAAAUCCAGGACAAUGGCCAUGGUAUUCGUUUUGGAGACUUGGCUAUCGUCUGCGAACGAUUCACUACCAGUAAGCUGCGGACGUUUGAUGAUCUGUCGACCAUGUCUACAUAUGGCUUCCGAGGCGAAGCCUUGGCAAGUGUCAGUCAUAUUGCGCAUGUCGCCAUCACUACAAAGACCAAGGAUUCCAACUGCGCUUACAAAGCGUCAUAUUCAGAUGGAGCAAUUAUACCCGCCAAACCAGGAGGAGCCGCAGAGCCUAAACCAUGCGCAGGAAACAAUGGCACCCAGAUUUCGGCUGAAGAUCUGUUCUACAACGUGCCGACGAGGCGGAAAGCGCUCAAGAAUGCGACAGAGGAAUAUAACAGGAUCUUGGAUGUUGUCAAUCGAUAUGCGAUCCAUAACGAAGGAGUCAGCUUUACUUGUCGAAAAGUGGGGUCUAAUACUCCAGACGUGCAUACGACGACAUCUGCGACAGUAGUGGACAACAUUCGGCAUAUCUAUGGAUCAGCGGUCGCCAAUGAACUACUGUCACUGGAGAAAAGUUACCCUGUCUAUCCCCUCAAGAUCAAAGGAUGGAUCUCAAAUGCAAACUACAACGUCAAGAAGUUUGUCAUGCUACUUUUUAUCAAUCAUCGCUCUGUGGAAUCACCCGCUAUUCGCAAGGCCAUUGAAGCUGUAUAUACAACAUAUCUACCCAAGAAUACUCAUCCCUGGGUCUACCUGUCUCUGGAAAUGGACCCAAGGAACGUGGAUGUGAAUGUUCAUCCGACAAAGCGGGAGGUUCACUUUAUGAACGAGGAGGAGGUGAUUGCGACCAUAUGCGAGGCCAUUCAGGAUCGACUGGGCGAUGCCAAUGUAUCAAGGAACUUUUUGACGCAGACCUUGCUCCCUCAAGUGAGCGCAAAGAUUCGCGCAGAGGAUGGAUCCAAGAAGCCAGCUCCAAAGGUGUAUGAAUACAACCAAGUGCGGACCGACAGUAGAGCUCAGACACUAGAUUCUUUUUUGGUGUCGGCUUCACCCUACACGAUAUCAAACUCAUCGUCAUACAAGCGCGUCAAAGUUGGCGUGGAUCCAUCUGAGGACAUUGAUGGCGAUCAAGAGAUGGACGUUGACAGCGACGCUGAACAUAGUGACCGAAACGACUUUGUUGGUGAUGAUGAGAGCACAGAAGGAGGAACACCGGGAUCGCUACUCAACAAGAUCGGGCAAUUCAAGCGAGAUCCGCUCAUGAAGUCUGGUAGUGAUAAUAGCAGGACCCAGAGUCAAGGGCGAUCGUCGUCGAAUGGAUCUGGAUCACCACGAACAGGAAGCCAAACGCGCCUCUCGGGUGGUCUCAGAGCCAAGGCACCGCGUGUCGAAGUCAAGCUGACCAGUGUCCUCCAGCUUCGGGAUGAGGUCAAGAAGCAAGGACACUCCAUAUUAACACCCAUCUUUGCGAACCACACCUUUGUUGGGAUCCUGGACAACCAGCGAGGCUUGAUUCAAAACGAGCUUGUGUUGUACCUGGUCAACUAUGAAGCUAUCAGCGAGGAGCUCUUUUAUCAAAUAUGUUUAAGAGAUUUCUCCAACUUUGGGUUCAUUCGGUUGUCGAGCCCGGUGUCGAUCAAGGAUAUGGUCCGGAUGGCGCUUGAUGAUGAGCAGGAGUUGAUGGAGAAAGAUAAAUGGCCGGAGGAAUUAAAGCCCAAAGAUGAAAUCGCGCAGACGGUAGCGAACACGUUAGUGUCUCGGAAGGAGAUGUUGAAGGAAUACUUUUCGAUCUGCAUCACGGACGACGGAAAGCUUUCGGCGAUUCCAAUGAUGAUCAGAGGAUAUGUCCCCAACCUAGAAAAGCUCUCGGACUUUCUCUGGAGACUUGGAUCAGAAAUCGACUGGACAUCUGAGAAGGCUUGUUUCCAGACACUCGCCCGCGAAUUGGCCUUAUUUUACAGCACGCAGCCAGAGCGGGUCGAGGAUCCUUUCGAGGACGAACAGACCCAGGGCGAGAGUAGCGGCGAGGUAGACCAUGACAAGAAGACACCCCAAGAGGUCCAGGAUGCUCAAUUCCAACACAUGAUCUCGUCCUUGAUCUUCCCUGCCUUUAAAAAACACUUUAUCCCGCCCAAGGCUCUGAUCGAGAAGUCCGGCAUGGUGGUCCAGGUUGCUCAAGUCAAGGACCUUUACAAAGUCUUUGAACGAUGCUAG